Molecule: messenger RNA, 6295 nt
Organism: Sander lucioperca (pikeperch)
Lineage: Eukaryota; Metazoa; Chordata; Actinopteri; Perciformes; Percidae
Gene: gpr37b
Product: G protein-coupled receptor 37b
Exons: 2
Coding region: 728-2605 (625 amino acids)
Biological process (GO): positive regulation of MAPK cascade; adenylate cyclase-inhibiting G protein-coupled receptor signaling pathway
Cellular component (GO): signaling receptor complex; plasma membrane
Molecular function (GO): G protein-coupled peptide receptor activity; prosaposin receptor activity
Source: RefSeq, a predicted model, not a curated record
ACGGUCCUACCCGAGGAGAAAGCAGAGGAGGUGAGACACUGGACGCAGAGGAGGAAGGGACGAGAAACUGACCGAUUUCCACCCCUCCUCUUUCCCUCUCUGUCACUCUCUCUCCACUCCCGUGCAUCACAACCUAGUGGGCUUUACCCGGACUGCACCGCAUUGACGCUACUGCUGCUGCCAGCCGACCCAACCCACUAAACUAACGCACUAACAUACAGAGACAGAGAGAGAGACAGAGACAGAGAGAGAGACAGCGAGAGAGAGAGAGAGAGAGAGAGAGAGAGAGAGAGAGAGAGAGAGAGAGAGAGUCGGUUUUUCUAGAUGCUAUUACCCACAGCUGGAAACUGGAUGCUGUGCGGAUUGUUUGCGUGGAUAUGCAGCAAUUCCCUCUCCAUAUCUCUUUGCUUUUUUCUCUCUGGAUCCGGACUCUGAUUCGCUGUCCUGCUCGGUAAUGCCAAGACUUUGGAAACGGGAGUGACUCUGGGGGUGAGGCAGCGAUUUGCAGAUUACUGCAUACUGCAAGACAAGAUAAUUUGGCUAUAACUUAGCCUACAAGUUUGCAGAGCUUACAUCAUGAAUGUAGCUGUCUACUUGAAACCGUGAGCUCCCCACUGUGCUGUUUCCAACAUGGGUGUUGACUGAAUGGAGGAGUAUCCCCGCGCUGCCACAGAGGUAUGAAGAGGCACUUGUGAGGAUUAAAACUGCGCUCAAUAAUUCCUGGACCAUGCUGAUUCUGCCGCCUAGGACGUUAUUUGUGUUAUUAGCCCACGCGCAUGUAUUAUUAUGUCUAAGAAACAAUGGAGAAGUACGAGCUAAAGAGGACAGCAACACCAGCGCAUACUCUGCAAGGACUUUACAUGGGUCACUCCGGGAGAGUCAUCAAAACAAAGCCUGGGACCGCGUGCUCUCGCCGGGGUACGCCACAGGUGCGUCCUCGGCGGAACUGCAGGCGCAGCGGACAAUUAUCCGAGGGCCCCUUAACUCCACUCACCCCUGGAAGAGGGUGAUUGCAGGAGAAACGAGGCGAAUUGGACACAGCAAACGCGACUUCAGUAGGACUGUGACACCCGUGGAGGAUCCCAACGCUGUCUCACAUUGGGACCCGACGCGCCACCACAAUAAAAGGAUAAAGUUGAAUGGCGGUUUUAGUAGUACGGGGACGCCAGCAGGUGGACACUACAAUGCGGCUAAGCUCUCUUCAAUAGGCCGGGGAGACGGAGGAGGGGGACCCGAGGAGGGCGACAGGCACAAGAGAGGCACAAAAGACGAGCAGAAGAAAGCCUUGAAGAGGGGGAGAAACCGGCUGAACAAAAGCUCAGCGGUUUUGGCUCAGCCUCACGCGUCGCCUUGGGAACCCAUCCCCAAGCCGGUGGCCCUCACCUCCACCGACCUGCCCUUUGACCUCUUCACCAGGAGGACCGAGUUCUUCACUUUCAGAGAGGAGAACCCCUGGGACGCCACGCCGAUCACCCCUCCCAGCUCACAGGAUUUCGGGGACGAGAUCAAGAAUCCCUUUUACCCGGUGACAAGUGAGACUUACGGCGCUUACGCGAUCACAUGCGUCUCCGGGGUUAUCUUCCUGGUGGGGAUAGCGGGUAACAUUGCCAUCCUGUGCAUCGUGUGCCAGAACUACUACAUGAAGAGCAUCUCCAACUCACUGCUGGCCAAUUUGGCUGUCUGGGAUUUUGUGCUCAUCUUCUUCUGCCUGCCCAUGGUGGUUUUUCAUGAGCUGACAAAGUCCUGGCUGCUGGGGGAAUUCACCUGCAAAGUGGUGCCCUAUGUGGAGGUGGCCUCCCUUGGUGUGACCACCUUCACCCUGUGCGCUCUGUGCAUCGACCGCUUCCGUGCAGCCACCAACGUCCAGAUGUACUACGAGAUGAUCGAGAAUUGCACCUCCACUACCGCUAAGCUAGCUGUCAUCUGGAUUGGUGCUCUCCUAUUGGCCCUCCCAGAGCUCCUCAUCAGACAGCUGGUGGCAGAGGACACAGGAAUCCCAGACGAGCCUCCCGUUGAACGCUGUAUUAUCAGGAUAUCCACCUCACUUCCUGACAUGCUCUACGUGCUGGGCUUGACCUAUGAGGGCGCUCGGCUGUGGUGGUGCUUUGGCUGCUACUUUUGCCUCCCUACCCUAUUCACCAUUGGGUGCUCCUUGGUGACUGCACGCAAGAUCCGGCGUGCAGAGCAGGCCAGCGUGCGCAGUAACAAAAAGCAGAUCCGGCUGGAGAGCCAGAUGAACUGCACCGUCGUGGCGCUAGCAAUUGUCUACGGUGCGUGUGUGGUGCCUGAGAACAUCUGCAACAUAGUUUCUGCGUACAUGGCGGCCGGUGUUCCUGAGCACACCAUGUCUGUGCUCCAUCUCCUCUCCCAGCUGCUGCUCUUCUGUCGGGCCGCUGUGACGCCGGCGCUGCUGCUUCUCCUGUGUCGCCCGCUGGGCAGGGCCUUCCUGGACUGCUGCUGUUGCUGCUGCUGUAACCACGAGCCCUCCUCAGCCACUGCCAGUGAUGAUAACGAACACGAGUGUACCACCGAGCUGGAGCUGUCGCCGUUCAGCACCAUCCGCAGGGAGCUGAGUAACUACACACCUGCUGGCUCCAACUGCUAAACUGAUAUUCCUCAUCAGGGAUGGAUAUUUCACUAGCCUGCUAUUAGUCUUUGGCAGACUCAGCUAGGAGAGAUUUGCCUUACCUAGUCUAGUCACAUUUUUAAAUGGGUGCAUGAAAGAAGUUGGACACUGAAUAAUCACAUUCAGCCAGUGUCCUACAUCUUCAAGUUUCAUUCCUAACUACAUUUGCAGUACUAUAUUACCCUAAUUUCCCAGGAAAGCUAACAAAAAGCUAAAUCUUCUUUCACUCAUGCCCUGGGGUGCUCUUAAAAUAGGGUCAGUACAUAACCCUGCCUGAAACCUUUAAAAGUUACAGACCCCCGCUGUAGACCUUCUAUGCCUAAAUAUCUUAUGACAGUUGGGAGGCCUCUUAACCUGUCUUAUGUGUGGUUCUUCACAAGAGGUUAAAUCAGGUUCAUCAUGUAUUUAGAUUACACAAAACUGUUUCCCACAGGCCCUAAUGUUAUGAGUGGCAGGUAAAGAUAAUAUGUAUACUGUACAAUGUACAGUAAAUGAUUGUACAGAAUAUGUGACAAUAUUUUCUGUUAAAGUUACCAAAACCGUCUGUGAUGAUAAGUGUAUUUGGCCCCCAUAAAUAAUAUUAAUGUAUGGGAAACUGUACUGUAUAUCUUAAAGGAGACAUAAUCAAUGCCAAUCACCUUCUAAAUGUGUCACUGUUGCAAUUAUGGAGACUUGGCUAAUUAAUCAUGGAAUGCAACCUUGUAUAAUAUUUCAUAUACAGCAUCUAGCUAAACGUGUGGGCUGACACUGCCUAUAGAAAUACAGGACUCAAUUUACAUGAGCUGUAAAUGGACAGUUUGUGUAAUGCUACACACAUGGGAUCAAGUCUUACGAUAAUUAAACUAGUGCAGGGCAUCUGCAGUAAUGACCGUUUUCAAGAGAAAAACACAGAAAGGAGAGAUGAUUGGAGAAUCCAAAUGUACACAAUAACACUUACACUGUAUAUUGAAAAAUAUCCAGGUGACUCAAACAUAACUGGGCUGGUCUCAGAGAUACAUAAACACGGACUUGAGCAGAAUUAAAAAGUUCAGAAUAGACUAAUUGAAAUCAAAUUAGAGGUGAAUGGAGUGGAAUGGAAUCGAAUGAAACACUACAGAUUAAAUUGAAUGGCGUGAAUAUGAAUAGAGUGAAAUGUAAUGGAACAUAACACCGUGGAAUAUAAUUAAAAGGUAUGGACUCAACAUGGACUGGACACUGAAAAUAAAUAUCUGCACUACACUGUUGUAUCAUGUUACGCCUUACACUUUGGGCUGUAUAUAUACUGUACACUUUCUUUGGUGCUCUUAUGAUGAAUGCGCUGUAAACAACCAAUCCAUCGGUUCGACUUGGAAUCACAAGUAAUUGAGCUGCGUACUAUAUUUUUGGUCAAGAAGACAGAUAACAGUUGUCGGUGGAAUACAUGAACAACGGUGGGGUAAACGAAGAAGAAAAAUCAAUGUAGAAUUUCACUGAGCUGCCAUAGACACAGUUUAGUGAUUGCAUGAAUCUUUGAUAAAUACUGCCUUUAGUAUUAGUGACGGUUGUUUGACACUUACAAGUAUGGUAGCACUUUAUUUUACAGUGCAGUAAUUACUCAGUGUUUGCAAGGACUGAUAAAUGAAAAGCUGAUUACUUGUAAUUAACAUUCAAUAAAUGCAAUAAUUUACUAGUAUGCACAUAUUUGUAUUAUUACUUUGGUACAGAAAUAUAAUUACUGGUAGUUAUGUAACACAUUAACAGGGACAGUAAUCAUCAAUCAUUUACUAGGUAAUUACAACAUGUUAAAUUACAAUUACAAAAAAAGUGUCAAUACUGCAUAAUUACAUUGUAAAUACAACUGCUGGAUUGUAAUUAUAAGGGGAAUUGUAUAUUUCGACCAAUAGGCUUAAUCAAUGUAUAGUUUAUAGUAAAUGGAAAGUUCAAGUUAUUUAUUUCAGUUCCUGAACUGUAAAACAAAGAGCUACCACAAGUGUGUAAAUUAUCUCGAAGGGAAGACUACAAUUGACUGUACAUUUUAAAUGAGUCAGGCAGAAAGAUUGAAAUGUCAGCCGCGUCAACAGCGUUUUCAACCAACUCACGUUGCUAAUGUUAGCUUAGUUAGCUAGCUAGCUAGUUAUUUCAGCUGGUAAAAUGGACAUUCUCCAGCUAGAAAUGAGAGGCUGCUUUUGUCCACCUCUGUCUGAAAUGAAGGACCCAUUGUCUCAAUAAUUACUAAGGAUGUGGAGUGAUAAAUCUGCCUCUGUUAUCAUUGUAAACUGCAUAUGUGCCAUGUGAGAAUAGAAAGCUUUACAGGCGUAGCAACAGUAACUAAAGGGGGGUGGGGCUUCAAGGAUGAAUUUUACAAGGCCAAAAAUGUCUUGUUUCUUGACCUCUAAUGCUUUUUGCAGUUUCACUACUUGAGUUUUUAAGGAGAACCAAUGAAAUGUUUUUCACAGUGUAUAAAUUUACAAGUGUAUUGUACUGUAAAUCUGUUUUCUUAAUCCUACCAAUCAGAUCUGGGUCAAAACAAGGUUCAAAUCACUAUUACAAUGCAGGUAACUGAAGUUAUACUGAAAACUGAACAGCCUAAACAUUUAGUACAUAUGGUAUUAUGGCAGGAGGGUGUAGAGGGCUUCUGGGGAUAACCAAACAGUCUUUAUUUUGCUUGUUAAACUUAAUGAAAAAUCCAAUAGCUUUACAUAAUUAUAACUAAAAUGAAUAGUGGUGCACUCUGUGAUGACCCAGGUGUGAUGUUCAUUGGUAUACUGUAUAUUGCGAUGAAUCCUUUGCAUACGAUUCUGCACUGCCAAACACCUUCUCUCUGUCUGUCUCUUGUGCUCUUGUGGUAGUAGCACACUAUCUCUGGGUGUCUCUCUCAGCGUGGAGGUCAGUUUGCCCUCGGCUCCAUCAAUAUAGGGAGAAGAAUUUUACUACAAAACAUAAAUCACGAAAGGUUUGACAGCACCCAGGGCCAGUCAUACUAAAAAUAUAUACGCAUAGUGAGAAACUGUGGAUAAAGGGUGUUUUUUUUUUCCUGCCAGGGCUAAAGGCAGCAACCCUUUGGCUUUAACGAACUACAGUUUAUGAGCUCCAGGUGGCUGUAGCCUGUGCUUGGCUGCAGUUCUUCAACUUAAUAGAGGAAAUUGGCAAAAACAGCACUACUGCAACACAAUGCCCUGCAGCCUGUUUGACAACUCUUUUUAUUCCCAUCACUAUCAGGCUAUUGUGGGCUGACUUGUUCAGGGAGCUCAGUUUAUGUGCCCUUGCACCAGCCCAGUUUCUACCAUUAAAUCACUUCAAGAGUUUAUUGUAUGUUGUCCAGCGAUCUUACUGGAGUCUGGAUUUCCCACCUGUUUCAUGAUGUGAGUGUGAAGUGUAAACUGACCUCCUGAAACUGAUUCUUUUUUCUGCAUUUUUCUGGGAGUAUAGCUCAUUCUAAAUGGCUCAGUGUGUAGUAACGUGGUUCAAACUAUUGAUGAAGUGAUUCUUGUAAAUCAGUCAGUGAGACUUUUAUUCUGAAUUUUGUGAGUAUCCUCUUCACUCUCAGCAAGUUGUGUCUGUAUUUGAUACCUGGAAAUGUAAGCACACGACCACUAUUGUCUCUAAGUCUAGUCACUGGUUUCUAAAUAGCUUUUUAUAUAGCCAAAUGACUGUCCCUUUGGUUAUCAAAGAACUUUAUCUUGAAAACUGUAUAUUAAAAUUUUAAAUGUA